Acanthosepion pharaonis is the source of this 726-nucleotide messenger RNA. NCBI's taxonomy places the organism in Eukaryota, Metazoa, Mollusca, Cephalopoda, Sepiida, Sepiidae. The record is from the annotation of a GenBank genome assembly.
AUGGCGGCAGCAUCUGUAGGAAUUCCUAUUUUAAGACAGUUUGAUAUCUACAUGCCAUUUGAAUUUAUUGAGAAAUGUGUCCAGCUCAGUUGCGUUGGCCAUGGAAUUUGUUGGUCCGGAUCUGUCCGCGAUAUGACAGCUGGACAGCUGUUUCAGAAUCACAAAAAUUCAAAAAUGGAAAAUUCAGGCUUUGAACAAUGGAGGUUGGACAACUCUUCAGAGAAUGUACAGCUAGCUCAUGUACAGACAUGCAUAAAUCCUGAAAAUAUGUUGCUAAUAUCUUUCUCAAAAGUUCAGUUGCAAGUGCUUGAAGGCCGCUGUGGCUUCUGGUUGUCCAAUGUGCAGAAGGAUGAGUCAUCAUGUGCAAUGUCAGUUUACCCCAUCAAUGAAUGUUCAGGUGUACCCGAUACAGAUAGUUAUGGAGUGUCAACUGCUGCGACAUCCCUUUUGCUUGAAGUUGCUAAGGAUGGAAGCACAGUUCACUACUUCAUUCAACAUGACAAUACAAAUGAUAAAGGAAACCAAAUGGAUAAUAACCAACAAGUCAUUGAGGAUAUAGCUAGUUUACUGCUUGUGGCUGAAGAAGCUUCAAGCAAAGAGUCUUUGCCUAUGACCAGUGAACAAGCACAAGCAGUCAAUGAAAUGCAAUCAAAAAAUGCUGUUGUUCAUUUUAUUCCUGCUAAUGUUGAAGAUGUGAAUAGUUCAACUGUUGAAGUUGACACGUGA